AUGGAAAAAGAGCAACAUCGGUCGGUGAUACGAUUCUUGUUUUUGGAAGGGAAAUCGCGCAGCGAAAUCAAAGAGCGCUUGGAUGCUGUAUACGGGGACCCUUCUCCUUCGAUGGCGACCGUCAAAAAUUGGUUUAACGAGUUUCAACGUGGUCGCGAGAUAGCUGAAACAGUAUGCAUCUCAAAAGCCCGCGUGGGUCAUACCCUGCAUAAAAUUUUGGGCAUGAGAAAGUUGUCGGCGCGAUGGGUGCCACAUUUGCUCACUCCGGACAACAAGCGCAUCCGUGAGACCACUUCAGAGCAUCGUUUGACGCUGUUUAAGCGCAAUCCGAAGGAGUUUCUGCGUCGUUGCGUGACCGUCGACGAAACAUGGAUCCACUGGUACACAUCAGAGACCAAGGAACGGUUGAAACCGUGGACUUCACCCGGCGAACGUGCUCCGAAGAAGGCGAAGAAUGUCCUAUCGGCCGGAAAAGUGAUGGCUACCGUUUUCUGGUAUUAA
This is a messenger RNA of Toxorhynchites rutilus septentrionalis, 501 nucleotides long. RefSeq lists its product as uncharacterized. Gene Ontology annotation, molecular function: nucleic acid binding. Lineage: Eukaryota; Metazoa; Arthropoda; Insecta; Diptera; Culicidae. The transcript has a single exon. The record is from RefSeq and is a predicted model, not a curated record. Bases 1 to 501 code for a protein of 166 amino acids.